Molecule: messenger RNA, 1410 nt
Organism: Daldinia decipiens
Lineage: Eukaryota; Fungi; Ascomycota; Sordariomycetes; Xylariales; Hypoxylaceae
Exons: 13
Coding region: 1-1410 (469 amino acids)
Source: RefSeq, a predicted model, not a curated record
AUGCCUCUUAACGUAUCACUCCAGUUUACCCAGAUGCUACGACAGCUUACACGGAUGAUUCAACACGUUCAACAAAAGCAACUAAAAGAACAAAAAUGGCUUCUACAAUUGCGGAUCAACUACCAAGAAACGAGGAUACCCAACACUCGCUAUAACUUAGAGCCUUGUAGACGCCUUAGCAGGGUCGGACUAUACAUUGCUGUGGUUUUAUAUGACUUAAAGAUCCCCAAUCCUACACACGGCAUCUUGGAAGUUGAUUCCCAGAUUGGUUGUCAUGUAUACACUCAUGACUUCAGCGAACAGCCCCACGACUACUAUGAUACCGGUGCUACGCGGUAUUUUGAUAUUUUAACUAUGAAGCGUGCUUUUGAACUCUUUAAGCUUACCAAAACGUUCCUAGUUCCGUAUUAUAUAGGUGGCGAAUCUAACUAUUUGCGCACAUUCAAUGCCCGCCUCUUCAACGCGGAUACGGCAUAUCCAUAUCGCGUCAGCAAGAAGAAUGAUGGUCGUGUAUUUAACAAUGUUGAUAACGUAGAAGGAAUCUUGAAAUAUGUCUUUGGUACAUAUAAGAAGGCACUGUAUGAUAACAUCGACAUCCGUUUUGCCGAGUUCGUAACUGUUAGCAACUUUAGGCUGCGUCAGUACGACUUUUCUACUCAGCGGAUGGUGACUUGUAAUACAUCGACCGACUUGUUCGAUCGGGCCUUUCCCAGGAGCACGGAUGCGUCUCUUCUCACUGACGCAGUAUCCGGGGGCUUAAAAGUAAAGUAUACCAGGAUGAACAAGCGGGAGGGCAGUAUGUCGGUUAGCGGUACCGACGAGGAGAACCCCGGUCAAGGAUACUGUACCGUGUUUAGUGUUUUAUCGUUAGGCUACUUAAGGCGUGUUGAUUUGCACGGAUUUGAGCUGCAAUUGUCUCAGAAGACCGUAACCUGUAGUCUAUAUUACGAAAAUUCUGUCAAAGUAGCACCCAGGUUUAAGUCAAGGGGUGUUGCCCCGACUGACUUGCCGUUGCGCACUUUUGUCUAUCUGCCGUAUAAUCUAAACGAUUUACAGAACGCGAGGCGUUUUGUAUUAUUAGUCGGCGAGGAUAAGUUGGUCGAGCUGAUAUUGCGUGACUUGGUCUUAACAUAUUCACAGCACGAAACGUACGAGAACAUCAUGAUAUAUUACCCGGUCGCUACCGGCACCUUUGUACUCUUGGGCUCAGGACAGUUUAGCAACUUGUACCCCUACCUGGUCUGGGUGGUUGCUGAUAGCAGGUUCUAUAUUGUUUUCUGCUUACUAGGGCAAAGUAACUGGGUAGCCGAUCCAGAAACCGGGAUGAACGGAAUUGUACACUUACAAGUUGCAUUAGGGAAGCUUCGCAAAUACGACCAAGUAGAAUAUCAUUUCCGAGUUAUCAGAUGA